Molecule: messenger RNA, 833 nt
Organism: Stegastes partitus (bicolor damselfish)
Lineage: Eukaryota; Metazoa; Chordata; Actinopteri; Pomacentridae
Gene: marveld3
Product: MARVEL domain containing 3
Exons: 1
Cellular component (GO): membrane
Source: RefSeq, a predicted model, not a curated record
GUCUCUGCCAGCUUAUGGAGCUUUUCGUGAACCUUCUCAUUGUCAUCUGUGCCGGAGUGCCGUACAGCAACAACGGGGGUUACCGUGACCUGGCCAGCCUCGGGGGGCUCUACUACUAUCACUUCGGUGGCGCCAACGCUUUCACCGGAGCCGACGCAGACAGGGUGAAGGAGCUGGACCAGCUGUUCCACCAGCUCAAGAGGCCUCCGUACGUCUUCACCAUGGCCUGGGGCGGGGUUCUGAUGAUCUACGCCUGCGCCAUGCUGGCCCUGGGGAUCUUCCGGGUUCCAUACCGAUGGCCCCCCGUGCUGCUGGGGGAGGCUCUGGUGAACGCCCUCAUCGGCCUGGGCUACAUCCCUGCGCUGGCCUUCUACUUUAUCAAACUGCAGGAGACGUACGACAAUCCCAUCUGUAAGGAGAGAGAGGAGAUGUAUAAGAGCAAGGGGCACAAGGGCUUCGAGUGCCAGUAUCACGGGGCGGAUGUGGCGGGAGGACUCUUCGGGGUGCUGGGAGUGUUUGUUUUCAUCCUUGGAGCGGUGUUGGCUGUCAGAGCUUUCAGGUCAGUGCGAGAGCGAAAGAAGCAAACGAACGAGGACAACAAUUUAUAAGCUGCCUUUUUUUUUUUUUUACUACAUAUCUGAACAAAGUGCCACUGAGUAGAAGUCGCUACGACACGUUACCUCCAUAUCAGCCUUUUAUUUACGUCUUAACAGUGUUUUAUUUUGUGACAAUUUCAAAGAAAUUUUUAUAUUUCUACCACUUUUUUCCCUUUGCAUACUGUGUCUGUUACAUUUACCACAAAUUUGUAGUUAUAAUAAACUCAUCAAACAUCA